AUGAGUGCUCCUCGAGAGAUUACCAUCGAAUCCCUCAACGGCCAUUGGGUCCUGAACAAAGACUUAACCAGCGAGGCAGACCCUAUCCUAAAACUGCAAAAAAUACCCUGGUUGUUCCGCAAAGCAUUCAACCUCGCAACAAUAUCCAUCCACAUCACCCAGUACCAAACACAAACCUCAGAAACAAGCCAACCAUCAACAAACAUCAACUUCAACCAAACACCCACCGCCGGCCUGGCCGCAACCAAAGAAGAGCGCGUCUUGGAUUGGAAGAUAUCAGACCACGAAGACUACUUCUUCGGCAAGAUCCAAGGACAGAGUGAAUUCGUACACGGUGUCAUUGAUGCGGAUGGAAUUGUAAGGCCUGGGUUUGAGCUUCAGACGGAUAAUGCCAAUGCCGAGAUAAAGAAAUACUUGCGAGGGGAGAUUGAGGCGGAUGGGAACAAAUCGGAGGGUUUUAUAGUUGAGGAUUGGAGUGGGAUGUCGGAGGGUGCUGGGCUUUGGGUUCAUACUUUUGAGAGAAAUGUUAAGGCUGGAUGGACAGCUGAGCAGAUUUGGGGGUUUGAGAUGUUCGGGGGCUCG
This is a messenger RNA of Penicillium verrucosum, 582 nucleotides long. RefSeq lists its product as uncharacterized. NCBI's taxonomy places the organism in Eukaryota, Fungi, Ascomycota, Eurotiomycetes, Eurotiales, Aspergillaceae. The record is from RefSeq and is a predicted model, not a curated record. The transcript is spliced from 4 exons. The annotation marks the transcript as partial.